AUGAAACGAGGAAGGAGAACUAACGAGGCUGACAGCACUGCAUCUGAAGAGACAACUGAGAGAGAAUCCAAGAGACACAAGGUUAUAGAUGAGAAGACCGUAGCUGUGCAGAGUCCUGACUGGGCGAACCUGCUUCAAGACAUUAUCCUGCAGGUGUUUCAGUACUUGCCCCUUCUGGAUCGUGCUCAUGCAUCACAGGUCUGCCGAACCUGGAACCAAGUGUUUCAUAUGCCUGAUCUCUGGCGGUGUUUUGAGUUUGAACUGAAUCAGCCAGCUACAUCUUACUUGAGGGCUACACAUCCCGAACUAAUCAAGCAAAUAAUAAAGAGACAUUCCAAUCACCUGCAGUAUGUAAGCUUCAAGGUGGACAGUAGCAAGGAAUCUGCAGAAGCAGCUUGUGAUAUUUUAUCACAGCUUGUGAAUUGUUCUCUGAAAACACUUGGGCUAAUUUCAACUGCCCGUCCAAGCUUCAUGGAUUUACCAAAGUCUCACUUUAUUUCUGCACUGACAGUGGUGUUCGUAAACUCCAAAUCCCUCUCUUCACUUAAGAUUGACGAUACACCAGUAGAUGAUCCAUCUCUCAAAGUGCUAGUGGCUAACAACAGUGACACGCUCAAACUGUUGAAAAUGAGCAGUUGUCCUCAUGUCUCUCCAGCUGGUAUCCUUUGCGUGGCUGACCAGUGUCAUGGUUUACGUGAAUUGGCGCUGAACUACCAUCUGCUGAGUGAUGAGCUUCUGCUUGCUUUGUCUUCUGAAAAACACGUCAGGCUAGAACACUUGCGCAUUGAUGUUGUCAGUGAAAAUCCUGGACAGACUCAGUUCCACACGAUUCAGAAGAGCAGCUGGGACGCUUUCAUCAAGCAUUCUCCUAAAGUAAAUUUAGUAAUGUACUUUUUCUUGUACGAAGAAGAGUUUGACCCAUUCUUUCGUUACGAAAUACCUGUCACUCACCUUUACUUUGGAAGAUCAGUAAGCAAAGAUGUACUUGGCCGCGUUGGGAUGACGUGUCCUCGGUUAGUUGAACUGGUGGUGUGCGCCAAUGGAUUGCGGCCACUGGAUGAGGAGCUGAUCCGUAUUGCAGAACGUUGCAAGUAUCUGUCGGCCGUUGGCCUAGGAGAAUGUGAAGUCUCUUGCAGUGCCUUCGUGGAGUUCGUGAAGAUGUGUGGGGGUCGUCUCUCUCAGCUUUCUAUCAUGGAGGAAGUUUUGAUUCCUGAUCAGAAAUACAGCUUGGAGCAGAUUCACUGGGAGGUUUCAAAGCAUCUUGGUAGAGUCUGGUUCCCGGACAUGAUGCCCACGUGGUAA
Molecule: messenger RNA, 1302 nt
Organism: Phaethon lepturus (White-tailed tropicbird)
Lineage: Eukaryota; Metazoa; Chordata; Aves; Phaethontiformes; Phaethontidae
Gene: FBXL3
Product: F-box and leucine-rich repeat protein 3
Exons: 4
Coding region: 1-1302 (433 amino acids)
Biological process (GO): G2/M transition of mitotic cell cycle; SCF-dependent proteasomal ubiquitin-dependent protein catabolic process; regulation of cell cycle
Cellular component (GO): cytosol; SCF ubiquitin ligase complex; nucleus
Molecular function (GO): protein binding
Source: RefSeq, a predicted model, not a curated record